AUGAAAAUAGGAAAACUGCAUGAAGAAGAAGACACUGAAAAACUAAUCUUUGUGCUAUCCAAUCGGGCGGGCCGCCCCGCGGACGGAGCCCUCCGGAAGUCGCUGCGCGCCGCCACGAGAUCAGAUUCCUCCGCCGAGCGCGGCGCCGGGUCCCCCGGCUUCGCCCCUGUCUGCACCAGACUUGCUCCUCUCCCCGCCGCCCGACGGCAACAGGUCUUCCGGCUGCCGCUUCUCCGGCCGAUACUGCCGGUGACCUGCCCGCCGGCGCUCGGGCCUAGGCCUGGCCUGGUCUGCGGAGGCCGCCGCACGCCGCCGGCGGAACCUGGCCCCGAGCCCGCCACGCACUUCCGGCUUCCUGACCCAGAACGAUGUCCUGCGCAGGGAGAACACCAGCUCAUGGGCCAGGUGCGUCGCCUGCUGUGCGAGAAAGCCAACCUGCUGGCCCAGGUGCAGCCGCCGGCCUGCCCGGGGGCCCUUCCCGAAACAUUUAAACGCGACUCCGCCCGGCUGCCCGUUUUCUUGAUGCAGGCGGCUUCUUACAUGAGGCUCUUCGAAGCCAGAUUCUCCAGCGACACCCUGAAGGUGGCAUUUCUAAUCAGUCGCCUCGCUGGGCCUGCAGAGGAGUGGGUAGUCCCCUACAUCAGGGAGAGCCCUAUCCUAGCUCAAUACGAGGGCUUCGUGGACGCGCUGAAGCGGGCCUUUUGUAGAAAACAACGGGGCCGGGACCCCUUGUGUUGGGAGGGACGGCCUCCAGCCCCUGCGCUCCCCACAAGCCCCGUCCUGCUUGGCUUUGGUUCACAAAGAGCUGUCCAGUUCCCAGCGGCUGCGCCCUGAGCCUGGCUAGGAAGCUUGGCGCCGCCUGUUCUUGCCAGCCCCUCGCCUUUGCCCAGCCCCUGGCCGGGGACCUCUUGGAGAUUGAGUGGACCACCCAGAGUCACGCCUUUGCCACCUGCCGACAGUUUAUAUACCUGAGGACCAUAGUAAAAACAUCGAAUUAUAUUUUUGCGGGAUGUGAUUAAAGACAGGUUAUUUUAUCAUUGCCUGUUAGCAUUACAAGUGUGUGUAAGGAAACUGGGCCCCUCAUAUACCAUACUUUGGCAGCAGAUACUACUAACAAAAUAAAUUGAACCUUGGUCCUAUUGGCUAA
This is a messenger RNA of Equus caballus (horse), 1147 nucleotides long. Lineage: Eukaryota; Metazoa; Chordata; Mammalia; Perissodactyla; Equidae. The record is from RefSeq and is a predicted model, not a curated record.